UUCUUACGCUAGCGUUAUCAAAAGGAAAUAACGGGCGUGAAUUAAUUAAUAUCCACAUAGGUGCCCAUUCACAGCACCACACCAACGCCACAAGAAAGCCAUGGCGUCCCAGUCCGCGCCCCACGCCAGGCGCAGCAAGUACGCCUUUGUCACCAUCGGCGCGAGCGCCAGCUUCAAGCUGCUGAUCGAGGAGGUGCUCUCGGAACCUUUCCUCGCCAAGCUCCGGUCCCUCGGCUUCACCCACCUGAACGUCCAGUGCGGGCCGGACUACGAUUAUUUCCUAGACGCCAAGCCCAAGGAGAACCCCAACGACCCCAACGACUUGCAGGUCGCGGGCUUUCCCUUCCAUGAUGAUAUUCGUUCGUUCAUGGAGCUUACUGCUGCUAACGACGGUCCUACCGCGCCCCUGAGGGAUCGCGGCUUGAUUAUUACUCAUGCGGGCUCCGGAAGUAUCCUAGAAGCGCUGGACUUCGACUCGGCUCUAAUCGCAGUGCCGAACCCGACGCUCAUGGACAAUCACCAAUCCGAGAUUGCCGAUGAGAUGGCGAGGCAAGGACACCUGAUCCGAGGUGAAGUCGGCUCGCUAGUUAACAUCCUCAGCCAAGAUAUCCUCACGGCUCCCAAGAACCAGUGGCCCCCGGAUCCCGACCCGGAGUCGGAGUGGCCCGGCGGUCUCUGGGACGUCAUUAGAGCCUUGAUGCCUUAGUUUUGAUCCUGUAGCUUCAGAUUUCGUCCGUCAUAGGGAAAGUAAGGUACCUUAGGUACCUAUCUACUCCGACCUUAAAUAGGGUCUUGGUAACUAUUGAGUUUGGCGUUUAUUAGGAACAUUGAAAUGAAAAAGGAGAUACCCCAAUCGCGACUGGUUUAGUUCCGUUAGGCAAUUCGAUACAUGUAUAACUACAGACUAGUUCUCAUGACUACUAGCAUAUAACCUGCAUGUACGGAAUGCUAUCAGCAUUAUACACUUUAACAAGUUUUCCUUAACAAGACAA
This is a messenger RNA of Daldinia caldariorum, 992 nucleotides long. RefSeq names its product glycosyltransferase family 1 protein. Lineage: Eukaryota; Fungi; Ascomycota; Sordariomycetes; Xylariales; Hypoxylaceae. Gene Ontology annotation, molecular function: hexosyltransferase activity. Gene Ontology annotation, cellular component: extrinsic component of endoplasmic reticulum membrane; UDP-N-acetylglucosamine transferase complex. Bases 101 to 706 code for a protein of 201 amino acids. The transcript is spliced from 3 exons. Gene Ontology annotation, biological process: dolichol-linked oligosaccharide biosynthetic process. The record is from RefSeq and is a predicted model, not a curated record.